This is a messenger RNA of Haliotis rufescens (red abalone), 7593 nucleotides long. Its product is annotated as ubiquitin carboxyl-terminal hydrolase CYLD-like. Bases 112 to 2868 code for a protein of 918 amino acids. Gene Ontology annotation, molecular function: cysteine-type deubiquitinase activity; K63-linked deubiquitinase activity. The transcript has 14 exons. Lineage: Eukaryota; Metazoa; Mollusca; Gastropoda; Lepetellida; Haliotidae. The record is from RefSeq and is a predicted model, not a curated record. Gene Ontology annotation, biological process: protein K63-linked deubiquitination. Gene Ontology annotation, cellular component: cytosol.
UUGUACUUCCGUGACUUCAAAAAUAGACCUAGGUAUUUCCUAUUUUCCGCACUUGAUUUAAUGUUAAUGGUAAGCUGGAAGAAAAGAACAAGGCCACGUCCAUGUUGAAGAAUGUCAGAAAAUGAACAGUAUUUUAUCCUGCUCCUUAAGAAACUGGGCAAGAAGAAGGAGCGAGGGUUUGUGUCGUCACUCAAAUCGGGGUCCAAAGUUGAGUUAUUAGCAGGAACACUUCUUGUGCUAACUGAUAACUUCAGUAAAGGAGACAAAUUGAUCUUCCUUCUUGAAACUUUAGAUAGUGAAACAGUUGAAAUUCAGUGUAUUCCAGGAGAAAUAGAAACUGUCGGCCUGGGAGCUUUAGAUCUGCUCAAUCCAGUGCCAACAUGUCAGGACAGACUCGCUGUUUAUCAAGACAAGGAAUGGAUGAAAGAAGGCCUUGUAUUAAAACAAGGCGAUCAUGUGUUAGUGAAACCAAAAGGAGAACAAACGGAAUUACCAGGAAUCCUUCGCUACAAAGGCAAAGUACCAAAUAUUAAAGGAAUCAUAUUUGGUGUUGAGUUGACAGAAAAUCAAGGAAGUGGUACUAGUGAUGGCCAGUUUAGAAGAGAGCGGUACUUCACUUGUCCUCCUGAUUCUGCGGUCUUCUGUCCAAUACAUCGUAUACAUAAACAAACUAUGGGUGGGAGUAGAGUGCCCCGGCGGGCAGACAAGGACCUGUAUGCCACCGCCUCCCACAUACCCAGCCAGGACUACCCCAACUGUGGACUGCGUCUUGGAGACAGGGUGGUGUGGAUGAGUGACCGGGGACCAGAGUGUGGGACGGUCAAGUGGAUAGGAGUGCUGCCAGAGGAUCGCAAUGCUGAACUUACUGUGGGGGUAGAAUUUGACAACCCAGUGGGGUCAGGCACAGGAAAAUAUAAAGAACACCGACUAUUUUAUGCUCGGCAAAAUCAUGCAUCACUUGUUCCUAUACUAGGCUUGUUAAAAGAAGAGGAGUUUUUCAGUCCAGGUUUCACUCAAGGCGAUUACAGAGAUGAGCAUAUCAAUGUUGUACACCUAGAUCAUCAACAUACUGGUUCAUCAGGGCAUAAACUGCUGGACUAUAACACAGAUAAUGAACAGGACAUCUCCUUAAGUAAACGGGAUUUUUCUGAGGUUCUCAAACACGGGAAGAAGACCACUGAAGAAUUUAAGGAUAACGUGCAGGGAAAUAACCUUGAUUUUGGCAUGGCGGAGAAAGUGCGUGACAUGAAGGUAUAUGGAUUAUCAGGGGAUCUGGUGUCAAGGAAGAACCCUCUGUAUAAUUCUAAAGAAAAUGUAGGUGAAAUUAACCAAUAUGAUAAGCAUCAGGACACUUCAGUUGGUAAUAGUUCCCAGAGUACCGGAAAGGUUGCUCCGACGCCAGACCCAGACCUGGGCGUGGACUCCAUGGUGGAGGUGCUGGGCAACCCGCCUCUAUAUGGAGUCAUCCGUUGGGUCGGCGCACUCCCCGACAACCCCUGGAAACAGAUAGCAGGGCUGGAGAUGGAGGAUGAGACUUCGGCAGGCACUGAUGGGACAUUUAAGGGCCACCGUCUGUUUCAUUGUGGACCGAAGAGAGCACUGUUUGUCCCGUUGUAUAAAUGCCAUAAAGACAAACGCUUCCAUGCAGCCAACAGGAGGAGCACAGAUAGCACGUCUUUUGGAAUAUUAGAGACCCCCGACAUAUCUGGUGAUGUAUCACCACCAUCGUCACUAGAGACUGUGAGAAAACUGAUUGGUAAAAACAAGGGAAUACAAGGACAUCAUAAUUCAUGCUAUUUGGAUGCAACUUUAUUUGCAAUGUUUUCUUUCACAACUGUGUUUGAUUCUGUGUUAUAUCGACCACCAACACCAGGGGACUUGGAGGCAUAUGCUGAUGUGCAGAAAGUACUCAAGGAAGGAAUUGUGAACCCAUUGAGAAAACUCCAUUAUGUGAGAGCUGACAAAGUGAUGGCCUUGCGGAAGUUUUUGGAUAAACUUGGGAAGAUACCUGGCAUGAUGGGAGAAGAGAAAGAUCCGGAAGAGUUUCUGAGCACCUUACUAGGACAGAUAAUGAGGGCUGAUCCAUUGCUGCAUCUCAGCUCGGGGGAGAAGACCAACUUUUACCAGCUGUUCAUGGAGAAGGAUGACAUGUUACUGCUUCCCACCACCCAGAAGUUGGUGGAGCUUUCCUUCCACCAGAGUAACGUCAAGUUGAAGGAGGUGCCGUCAUGCUUCAUCAUCCAAAUGCCAAGGUUCGGGAAAGACUACAAGAUGUUCCGCCGGAUUAUUCCCAGCUUGGAACUGGACAUCACAGACAUCCUGGAAGAAGGAGCCCGGGAGUGCAUUGUCUGCGGCAACCUGGCCACGCAAGAGUGUAAGGACUGCUACCAGCUACAGAAAACAAUGUUGAGUGCAACAGCCUUCUGUCAAAACUGUUGUUUAAAGAGCCAUCAGCACAAGACACGAAAGGGCCACGUGCCGACCCCCAUCAAGGUGUCUGAGAGUCUACAGAAGCACCUCUCCUCCUGCACUGAUGUGGAUCUCAGUUCCCACAGAGAGAAGAUGGAGCUGUUCGCUGUUGUGUGUAUACAGACCAGUCAUUAUGUCUCCUUCGUCAAGUGUGGCACCGGGGAUGAAGCCCAAUGGGUCUUCUUUGAUUCAAUGGCAGAUAGAAUGGGUGAACAAAAAGGAUACAACAUCCCAGAGGUGAAGGUCGUCCCUGAAUUGUCAGGAUGGCUGUCGGAAGGGAACUGGGAUAAGAUCCAUAAGAUUGACGAUGACAAGCAGCUUCCCGAGUCCAUUCGUCGCCUACUGUGUGAUGCCUACAUGUGCAUGUACCAGAGCUCGGAGGUCGCCAUGUUCAAAUGAUGGAUGCACUUGGUUAUCUGGAAAUUAACCUACCAUGUCCAAAUGGGCCCUUGGCAACCAUUUUGUGUCACUGGCAUUCAUGACCGUGUGAUUGGCCAUGAGAUGCCCCAACAGGAUGGAGUGAUGUGGGGAUGGCUAGAUGAAGAAUAACAAUUCAUAUGCUACACAUGCAUGAAACGUUUUUUCACUGAAAAGCAAACCAGUUAGUUGUUAUCUCUGUGUGAACCGUGCUGUACAGGAGGCUAUAAACACAUUCUUUGUUGUGAUAUGAUGCCUGCAUUGAUAGUAACAGCAUGAAGCAGUACGUGAAACUUGGCGACACUUAAUUGUCAUGUUGAGGGUCUGUACUGUAUCAAAUCAGUACUCAUUAAUGAAUCCAUCUAUGAUUUCUACAAGAUCUAUUUCCUACAAGAUACAGAUAUGUGUAUGGUACCCAGGGCUUUUCCAGGUGAGGAUAUGGGUCCCCAGCAACGUAUGCUUGUUGUAAGAGGCGACAAAAUGGAUCAGGUGGUCUGGCUCAGUGACUUGGUGGAUGCAUGUCAUUGUAUCCCAAUUGUGUAGAUCAAUGGUCCGGACAUGAUUAUUUACAGACCGCCGUCAUAUAGCUGCAAUAUUGCUGAGCGCGGCGUUAAAUAACAUGUGGUGCUGCAUCGUUACAUGACCGCAUGACCUGAUACUGACAUCACAGCAUGUGCCGGUUGUAUCACACUGUUACUUCAUAACAGCCAUAGUUAGAGCUUGUGAGAAGUUAAUAAUAGUUACACUCAAUAGAUUUUUUGUUAUUAUAUAGUGCCACGCUGUGUAUUUCUAGCACUGGAUAUGUAUAUAACUUGAUUUGCUGUUGAUGUAUAUGUAUAUAUAUCGUGUAUGUGUGUCUAACAGUGUACGUAUAUUGUCUAAAUAUUGCUUGCAGUGUAGGGAGGCUUGUUUCAAAGCUCAAGUACAAGUACCAGUAAAAUAUAUGGUUGAGAUGGUUUGGUGUUGCUUCGAGUGAACGUAUUGGAUACUUCACAAUGUUUACAGGAGAUACAUACAACUGACUUGUUUGGCCUGAUGUGACGAUGGUGACGACAUACAGUUCUUGCAGUGAUCUUGUUCAUUUAGUGAUCUUGUUCUAUAUACCUAUGUUGUUAAACCUGCAACAGAUAUCCGUGAGUGUAUAAUUGUUUGCAUCAAAUUGAGUGCUAUAUUUCAUUUUCCUAUGUUAACAAUUACUGUAUAUAGGUUGUGUAGAAAGUGAAAGUACAGCUAUUUUAAGAGUGAGUGAGUAUGGUUUUGCGCCACUUUUAGCAAUAUUCCAGCAAAAUCACUGCGGGGACAUCAGAAAUGGGCGUCACACAUUGCACUCAUGUUGGGAAUCGAACCUGGGCUUUAACCACAAGGCUACCCCACCUCCCCAGUUUUGUUAAGACAUGAAACAGGUUAAUGAAAGGUUAAGGAGCAAGUAACGAUGCCGGUACAGGCCACCCGAGCAUUGCUGAAUGUGGUGAAAAAGUAUCGUGAUGGCAUGAGGUAUGGUGGUGGGAUACAGGAGGUCAGAAUCAGCACCUGUAUAUAUAUACCGCACACAACAGGAGUCAUUGUGGCCACCCGAUCACCAUUUGAAACUGGAAGAACAUUGUAGUCUUGUAGUCCCCUACAUGAGUUAUCACCAAACCGAAAUUCUCUGCAUCUUGACAGUAGUGGCAUUUGAAAAUGGCACUUUUUGUCUCCAAUCUAACAGAGUGUUUGAUUGUCAGUUUUGAAUUUUUAGGUUGUAAAGUUUACUGUUGAAUAUUUCUCAACUCUCCACAUGUUUCCUUGUGGCCAGCUUAGUGUGGUAAUGUAUAAUGUUGUAUGUGCGUAUGUAUUGUGUCGAAUGUUGAGGAGGAGUUUGACAUAGUGCCAAGCAGAGUCCAGCCCUCCCAGCCAGGUGUAUGUCUGCUGCUUUGUUCACUCAACCCCUGGAGAAGACCAUGUAUAGCCUUCAGCAGUGAGAAUACAAUCACAUGGCUUUCAUGAUUGUCCAGUCAUUUCUCAACCAUGGAUACUGAAGGAACUUCUUGGCCGAGGGAAUAACCAUCCAUCUACUUUGAUAUGGAAAAUCUGUCUCAGGUUAAUGACUGGGGUACUACCUGAACCAAUGAACCAGCACUUGCAGCAUUCAGAAAAGAGGGACUGUUAGUCUGUGAGUGCUCAAUACAUUAUUCCAUAUAUUAUCCAUUUUGAGAAAUAAAAUGAAGAUUAACAUUAAAUGUUUGGCCUACAAGGAAAUUUACCUUUCAACCUCUUCUUUUAAUAGGUGUUACAUAAUCAGUAGGUGAUAUCUUGCACAAUGGAUAUGCUGUUCUGAACAUCAAGUAGACUGAAUCCCUUAUAAACUUUGAGAAUCGCUCAAAUGCACAUGUGCAAAAAUGUGCAGGCAUUAAACCCCCAACAACUACAUGAGAGUUUGUUAAACAACUUUUUCUACACUUCGAGACAGUGUCUGAAAUUAUGGUUAUUAGUUGGUAUGGACAAAUCAAUAACUUUCAUGCCUUUUAAGACAAAUUCUUGCUUUCAGAUUUAAAUCUAUUUUGCAUUUCAUAGGGACGAUUUUGCAGCAAACAGACUGUAGUUUCGGUGAAGAAAGUUCUUUUGAUCCAGAAAUGUGUGCAUGGGUUUUUGUAGCUGAAUCAGCAGUCACAUUGUUGGACUGUUCACAAUGGCAGUGUUACAUGUCCAUGUGGUUUACAUGCUGUGCUGUUCUGAGGUCAACUAUUUUAAGUGAUUGAAAGGUUAUGCAUAAUCUUCCCAUGUGGUUGGUAUGGAGCAAGAAGCAGAACCCACAUGGAGGCUCCAGACCGUCUCAUAAUUCAAGUUGAACAAGGAAAAGCAAUUACAUCAUGGAAAGAACCUCUACCCAGGGUUGGUGAAGACCAAUGAAUAGUUGUAAGGCCUUGUCAGACAUCGGUGUACAGAUACUUUGAGAGUGCUGAGGAACAUCCCUUGCGACAGUAAUGUACGUAAGAUGUAAAGGGAUCGGGUGGUCAGGCUCGCUGACUUGGUUGAUGCAUGUCAUCGUAUCCCAAUUGUGUGGAUAGGUGCUCAUGAUGUAAAUCACUGGAUUGUCUGGUCCAGAUUUGAUUAUUUAAAGACUGCCGUCAUAUAGCUGGAAUAUUGCCUAGUGUGGCGUUAAACAACAAAGUAACACAAAACAAUGAAACCUUGUUAAUAUCCUUGGUUCCAUUCUCCGUAACAUAAGCCAGUUAAACAAAUGUUAUUUGUAUGUAAAGUGGGGUUUUGUUUUCCUGACUAAUGUGGUUGAGACUAGCAGGGUUACAGUGUAGAACUUUGACAGAACCUGGAGCUCCCUUCAAGCGGUCAACCUAAGGGGGAUUCCAUUGUUGGAACUAGUCACCUGCAACCUGUGCUUGUCAAUAUAGGCAUCCAUGUGGAUAGUGCUCUGACUCGAUGACUGUGUGGAUUGUUGCUCAUAAUAUCGGUCACUGGUUUGUCUGGUCCAGGCUACUGUCAUAAAGAUGGAAUAUUGCCGAGUGUGGCGUAAAGCAGCAAAGAAACAAAUUCAAGUGUUUAACAGUUCAGCUUGCUCCAUGGGUAGUGUAUGCUGAGUACAUCAAAUGUGUUGACAUCAACAGGAGAGGUGAGGUGAAAUGGGGUUUAACGUCGCGUCCUCGUUGCACUUAUAUAGUGCCGUGUAUGUGUGUGUGUGUCUGCUUGUACUAGGCCGGACUGAUGCCGAUUUAUAGUGCUAGCUCACUGAGAUACCAUGCUGCAGUUUAACAUGAACACCCCACUCAGACACAGUAUACUGACUCCGAGCCAACCAGUCCUUGUUUUAGCCGCUUAAUGCUGAGCGCCAGACAGGGUAACAACAAGUACCAUCUUUUAACGUCUUUUGGUAUGACAUGGUCGGGGAUCGAACCUCGGACCUUCCUCUCUCUGGGCCGACGCUCUACCAUUAGACCACGGAGGCGGUCUGACAUAAACAGAACCAUGACAACUAGUUUAUUUGUUAGGUCAGGCAUGUCUUUGUGUGAUACAGAGUCUAUAAUGGAAUUGUGAAAAAUUAAUGUUCCUGUUACCUUGAAUAGUGAGCGGAAAUGUCAGAGAGUUCACACUGUGCUCACACAAAAAAGGACAAGUAAUCGCUGUGGUCACAAGUUACCCUGAGAACAACAGGAGACAAAAUGCUGUAUCCAAAAAACAGAAUAUGAAAAAGAUUCACAAGACUUCAAAUGUCUAUGUGACCUGUGAAAUGUGAUGUUGCAUAAACAAGACUAACAAGAUAUAAACAUCGGGUUCUGAAGUAAAGGCUUGGUGUAUCUGUACUGGCCUUUGUCUGACAGAAGUGUGGAGAAUGUUUGAUCCAUUGGUUGAGUCUUAGAUGUAGCUGCCUUGGCACGAGGAAACAGUUGUCAUGAGGGGAGUACUUUACUUGUCUGGCUACCAUUUGUUUUUGGUCAAACAUGUCACAUUGCUCCUGUGACAGGUUGAAUUCAAGGAUCAUUUACUACAUGCAAGAGAUGUGCCAUCCUUCAAAUUGGGUUUAAAGACAAUUGAUUACAUUGAGUAGAAAUGUUUGUCCAGAUGUGGAAUGGCAAUGACAUGAGCGUGUAAAUUCCAUCAGAAUGUUAUUAGCAAACAAAUAUUCAAAUGUGUAUUAUUAGUGAUAUUAUUUGCUUAUUUAUUUGUCACUGCAGUGAAAAACUUUGUAAAAAUAUGAUAAAAGUUCCAUGAUUACUA